This is a messenger RNA of Tyto alba (common barn owl), 4478 nucleotides long. RefSeq names its product ArfGAP with GTPase domain, ankyrin repeat and PH domain 3 (gene AGAP3). The record is from RefSeq and is a predicted model, not a curated record. The transcript has 18 exons. Gene Ontology annotation, molecular function: GTPase activity; protein binding; GTP binding. The coding region runs from base 82 to 3366 and encodes 1094 amino acids. NCBI's taxonomy places the organism in Eukaryota, Metazoa, Chordata, Aves, Strigiformes, Tytonidae. Gene Ontology annotation, cellular component: nucleus. Gene Ontology annotation, biological process: proteasome-mediated ubiquitin-dependent protein catabolic process.
GGCGGGCGGCGAGCGGGGUCCCGCCGCGCCGCCUCGCCGGGGCCGGCGGCCCGGGGCCAUGGGGCAGCCCCGGCGCUGACGAUGGCGGAGGGCUGGCGAUGGAGCGAGGCGGGCCGGGGCCCCCCGCGGCCCGGCCCCCGCCGCGCCGUCAGCGUCUGCGAGUCCCUGGACCUGCAGGGCGUCCCCGCCGUCCAGGCCGCCCUGCGGGCCGCCCAGCAGCAGCGGCGGCGGCCCAAGAGCUUCUGCGCGGCGGGGAACGGGCUGGCGGCCGCGGGCCUGCUGCCCCCGCCGCCCCCCGCCCGCGCCCGCGGCAGCUUGCUGGACUUCUUCAGGCUGCGCUCGCCCCGCCAGCCGGGCCCGGGGGCCGAGGCCGGGGGCGCGGCGGCCCUGCUCGACGGGGCCGACGGGGCGCGGCGCCCGCGCCCCAGCAGCGUGACUUUCCUGCCCUCGGCCCGGCAGCCGCGCCCCGCCGAGAGCCCCGGCUUCCUCCGGGGGGGCUCCCUGUGGGGCAGCCGCCGCUGGAACCUCUUCGGGGGCAGCGGCCGGAGCAGCCCCGGCCCCAGGAAGAACUUCAGCUCCCUGCGCAAAAGCUUCAGCUUCCGCCUGCGCCGAGGCCACGAGCUGCGGCGCUCAGAGUCGGGGGGGCUCCUGCGCCCCGCGCGUCUCCGCACCAAGAGCGAGGGGGACGCCAGCUCCCUGCACACCUGCCCCAGCAAGCGGGACCUGCUCUACCCGGAGCUGGCCAGGGUCGGGGGCAGGCUGCACGCCGACCCCGGGCAGGCGGGGGGCCUCUGGAAACUCCUCACGAGCCGCUUCCGAAGGCGAGAGCGUGGCAGCACCGGCAGCGCGUGCCCCAAGGACACCCACGGCAGGGCCGAGCCCGUCCUGCUGGGCAGCGGCCCACUGCGAGCGCUGGAUUCGUUUGUGAACAGCCAGGAAUGGACCCUCAGUCGCUCGGUGCCUGAGCUGAAGGUGGGCAUCGUGGGGAACCUGUCCAGCGGCAAGUCAGCCCUUGUGCACCGCUACCUGACCGGCACCUACGUGCAGGAGGAGUCUCCGGAGGGUGGCCGAUUUAAGAAGGAGAUUGUAGUGGACGGUCAGAGUUACUUGCUGCUGAUUCGAGAUGAAGGGGGCCCCCCCGAACUCCAGUUUGCUGCCUGGGUCGAUGCUGUGGUGUUUGUCUUCAGCCUGGAGGAUGAGAUCAGCUUCCAGACGGUCUACAACUACUACCUGCGGCUCUGCAGCUACCGGAACACAGCGGAGGUGCCGAUGGUGCUGGUGGGCACGCAGGAUGCCAUCAGCGCCACAAACCCCCGGGUCAUUGACGAUUCUCGGGCACGGAAGCUUUCCAAUGAUUUGAAGCGCUGCACGUACUACGAGACCUGUGCCACCUACGGACUGAACGUGGAGAGAGUCUUCCAGGAUGUGGCUCAGAAGGUGGUGGCGCUACGGAAGAAACAGCAGCUUUCCAUCGGCCCCUGCAAGUCCCUGCCCAACUCACCCAGCCAUUCGUCUGUCUCUGCGGCCUCCAUUCCUUCUGUUCACAUCAACCAGGCCACCAAUGGUGGAGGAGCCUUCAGCGACUACUCCUCCUCUGUGCCCUCCACACCUAGCAUCAGCCAGCGGGAGCUGCGGAUUGAGACCAUUGCUGCCUCCAACACACCCACCCCCAUCCGCAAGCAGUCGAAGCGGCGCUCCAACAUAUUCACGUCUCGGAAGGGCGCGGACCCGGAGCGGGAGAAGAAGGUGCCGGAGUGUAAAGCGGACAGUAUCGGCAGCGGGCGGGCCAUUCCCAUGAAGCAGGGCAUUCUCCUCAAACGCAGUGGCAAGUCUCUCAACAAGGAGUGGAAGAAGAAGUACGUGACACUGUGCGACAACGGAGUUCUCACCUACCACCCCAGCCUGCACGAUUACAUGCAGAAUGUCCACGGGAAGGAGAUCGAUCUGCUGAGAACUACGGUGAAGGUACCGGGCAAGCGGCUACCCAGGGCAACAACGGCAGCAGCACCCAGCGCUAGCCCCAAGGCCAACGGGCUGGCGAAGGAGCGGAGCAGCACGCAGCUGGCAGGAGGCGCAGGUGCUCCCCACUCGACCAGCAGUACCUCCCUGCACUCAGAGCGCUCCAUCAGCGGCAUCAACCUGGUGGGCUUCAGCUCAAAGCCCGACGGCAUGCACCAGCGCUCCUACUCCGUCUCCAGCGCGGACCAGUGGAACGAGGCGGUGGCUAUCCCCGGCAGCUGCCCCAACCCCCCUAACGGUACAGCCGAUUCUCUCAGCUCCAGCCCGAACAUUUCCAGUGCUGCCAGCCCAAAGCUGGAGCCGCCUCCAUCACCACAUGCAAACAGGAAGAAGCAUCGCAGGAAAAAGAGCACAGGGACGACACGUCCUGAUGGCCCCAGCACCGCAGCAGAAGAACCAGAUGAGCCAUUUGAGUUCAUUAUCGUGUCCCUGACGGGCCAGACGUGGCUCUUUGAGGCCUCAACGUCAGAGGAGCGAGAGCUUUGGGUCCAGGCCAUUGAGAGCCAGAUCCUGGCCAGCCUGCAGGGCUGUGAGAGCAGCAAAAAUAAGGCUCGGCUGGGCAGCCAGAGCGAUGCACAGGCCAUGCAGGCCGUGCGCACCGCACGUGGGAACAGCUUCUGCGUGGACUGCGAUGCACCAAAUCCAGACUGGGCAAGUCUGAACCUGGGCUCCCUCAUGUGCAUUGAGUGCUCUGGGAUCCAUCGCAACCUGGGCACCCACCUGUCCCGUGUGCGCUCCUUGGACCUGGACGACUGGCCGAGCGAGCUUCUCAUGGUCAUGACCGCCAUCGGCAAUGCCUUGGCCAAUGCUGUCUGGGAAGGAGCGGUGGAAGGCUACCCCAAGCCCACACCUGAGAGCAGUCGGGAGGAGAAGGAGCGCUGGAUCCGGGCCAAGUACGAGCAGAAGCUUUUCCUGGCUCCGCUGCCCCAGUCGGACAUCCCGCUGGGGCAGCAGCUGCUGCGGGCUGUGGUGGAGGAUGACCUGCGCCUCGUGGUGACGCUCCUGGCCCAUGGCACCAAGGAGGAGGUGAACGAGACCUACGGGGAUGGAGAUGGGCGCACAGCACUGCAUCUCUCCUGCGCCAUGGCCAACGUAGUCUUCACACAGCUGCUUAUCUGGUACGGGGUGGACGUGAAGAGCCGGGACGCUCGGGGCCUGACCCCGCUGGCCUACGCCCGGCGAGCUGGCAGCCAAGAAUGCAUCGACAUCCUGCUGCAGCAUGGAUGCCCCAGCGACAGUGCCGUCACCACGCUGACCCCCAGCCUGCCCCGCCGCAACACCAACGCCAACAACAAUGCCUGCACCGUGGUGCCAGCUGAGCUCGGCUCCAGCCCCAGCGCUGUCUAGCUCCUCACGGGCUCUCCGCUCACCGCAUGGCCGCCUUCAGGUCCUGCCAGGGGACCAGGGCCACAGGAGCAGGUCUGAGAGCAGCACGGCCAGGCCGCCUGCUGGGCUCACCCCCCCACCAGCACCCCUGUUCUGGCUGGGAGGAGGCGGGGGGGCCAGCAGCCUGCUCCUCUGUGCUGGUUCCUGUGGACUCUCCCCCAAUGCAGCUGGAGUAGGGGCUGUGCAGACCCAGCGCCGUCAGCUUGCAGAGGGGCUCCCUCAUAGUCACUGGGAUGGGGGGCUCCAGUACACCCCGUUCUCAUGACCGGUACGGGGGGAGGAGAGGCAGUGUCUCUGUGCCCCCCACUACACACACAUGUAGAUAAUACAGCGGCUGGAGGCAGUUCAGGUGUGCAGCCCUCCGCUGCGCAGCCACUACUGGGGAGGACAAUUGCUGCACCUGCUCUCCCAAACAGUCAGGCAGUUUGGGCACUUCCCUCCGGCCCUCCUCCCAUGUCAGCCUCGCUGUGCACCCCUGGUGCAGUGGGGAGGUGGGGGGCAGCCAGAGGUGCACGUUUCUCCACUGCACCCCUGUGCUCCUCUCUGCUUCUGACUGGUGCAGGGAGGCAUCUACUCGCUGGUACCACUCCCCACACGCUGAUGCAAAGGGAGCAUCUCUCCCACACAGCCCCUGGACAAAGGCCUCUCCAGCCUCCCUGGUGACCUAGAGGGGGAAGAGGAUGGUCACCCCAGGAUCCCCAGCUGUGUCUGUCUGUCUGUAGAGUCACUGUCCUUCCAGGUUCAAGCCCCAAAGCCAUACACGGUGUCUCCAUCACAGCAUCCCCGCUGGCUCCCGCUGCUGCCCAGGUGGGGCUGGUCUCCGGCUGAGCAAGAGGAGAGAGGAGGUGAACGUCUCCCUUUGGUUUUGAGCCAAGCCUGCAGCUGAGCGCUGGAACCCCAAGGCUUUGGACGCUGCUGUGGAACGUCUCUGUCACUUGUGUAUAAAAUGUACAUUGGAAAUAUUUAUAUGGACACUCUGUAUAUACUGUUUCUUUGCCAUGAGUUGCCCUGUGUGUGUUAUCUGCAGCCAAGGAGAUAAAUGCCAAUAAAACAACCCACCUCCUGCCAGGCCA